Messenger RNA from Aspergillus campestris IBT 28561, 665 nucleotides. RefSeq names its product 40S ribosomal protein uS15. Gene Ontology annotation, molecular function: small ribosomal subunit rRNA binding; structural constituent of ribosome. NCBI's taxonomy places the organism in Eukaryota, Fungi, Ascomycota, Eurotiomycetes, Eurotiales, Aspergillaceae. The record is from RefSeq and is a predicted model, not a curated record. Gene Ontology annotation, biological process: translation. The transcript is spliced from 4 exons. Gene Ontology annotation, cellular component: nucleolus; ribosome; cytosolic small ribosomal subunit. The coding region runs from base 41 to 448 and encodes 135 amino acids.
ACCCUUUCCUCGUGGAUAAUCUCGCCAACAACACAUCAAAAUGGGUCGUCUUCACUCCAAGGGAAAGGGCAUUUCGUCCUCCGCGCUCCCCUACUCGCGCUCUGCUCCUAGCUGGUUGAAGACCACGCCUGACCAGGUUGUCGACACCAUCGGUGUUGUCCUCCGUGACUCCCACGGAGUUGCCCAGGUCAAGACCGUCACCGGCAACAAGAUCCUCCGUAUCCUCAAGCCUUGCCCCGAGCUUCCUGAGGAUCUGUACUUCCUGAUCAAGAAGGCCGUCGCCGUCCGCAAGCACCUCGAGCGCAACCGCAAGGACAUCGACUCCAAGUUCCGCCUGAUUCUCAUCGAGUCCCGUAUCCACCGUCUGUCCCGCUACUACAAGACCGUCGGUGUCCUGCCCCCCACCUGGCGCUACGAGUCCGCCACCGCCAGCACCCUGGUCGCUUAAGCGUCUCGUCUCGGGUUCCAUCUGGUUGUUGUUGGCAGAUCUGCGAUGUUUUCUGUCGGCUAGGAUUGCCACCCACUCCAUGCAUGACUCCGGUCCGAAAGGGCCUGGAUCGUCCUGUUUGGUUCCUUUCGUUAGAUGUGUUAUCUAGUGGGGGGGAUGUGUGGGUCUGGUCGUGGAUUUCUGGUAGAUCUAAAAAUGAAUCAUGGCAUAAUCAUAA